Geodia barretti is the source of this 311-nucleotide messenger RNA. The record is from the annotation of a GenBank genome assembly. Lineage: Eukaryota; Metazoa; Porifera; Demospongiae; Tetractinellida; Geodiidae.
AUUAGCAUAACAGACACGAGUACCAUAAUUGUAUUUGUGAACGACACUGUGACCGGAGAUCCACUGAUGACUGUUCCCGUCGCUUUCCCCGAUACCUCCACUCUCUGCUAUGAGGUCCACGGAGAAUCCGACAAGUUCUUCAACCUCAUCAGCGAUAACAUGCGUAUCGGUCAAUGCCACUACGCCAGAUCUGGCAUCAACAACCCCAACAUUACUCUAAACGUCAUCGACGCCGUGGGGUAUUAGAGCCGUUCUAACAAUGGGUCCUGUUGUAACAUUGGAGUUGACCUGGAAGGGUGCACGGCAAGCAU